CAGACCAUGUAUAAACGAACGUAGAAUCCACUGUGGUAAAGCAGUCUGUACCUUGAACGUGGAUCUCACAUAAAACUAAAGAAAUACUCCAGAAAUAUGCUAGAUGUCUGAGAAAGAAUGAUAAAAAAAACUUACCACUGCUUGAUGUGUGGCUUUUUACAAACAUACCAUUAGUGCUAGCAGCUGCCCACAACAAAACAUGGGAGCUAAACGCCUUCUAAACAAAACCUCUGCAGUCACAGCAAGAUUGGAAGGAACCUCACUAUAUCUAUCUGCUCUCACAAAAAACAAGGCCACAAAUAAGACUAUAUCCAGUUCUGAAGUAGAGAGAGUGAGCUUUAAGAAGACCUGAGCUUUUUCACCACUCUCAGGGAACUGUUAGACUGUGGCUUAAACUGGUGCACCUGGUGAAGGGGUGGAGGCAAAUUAUUUGCACUUGUGCUCUCCAGCUGACCAGAAGGGUGGGCACAAUAAGGACCAGCCACAGAAGUGAAGCAUCUCUUAGACCUGGGCUGUUUCUGAGGAAAAAUACUAUGCAGCAAGCUGGAGAGCCCCAUUCAUAGUUAGACAACUCCUCAGUUAUUAAAGUUUCCCUAAAGCACAACAAUAAAGCACUGGCAAUGGCCCUCAAUGCAGAGAAAGCUAAUGCACAGCAGCUUGCCAAGGAGAAGGUCAUCUUGCAGAUGGAGUUGGAGCAGUGCCACUUCCAGAAUGCUUCUCUGCGAAACAAGCUCUGCUUCCUGAAUAACGUCUUCAAAGAACUAGAAAACCUUGUGGAGUCAGUGAAGAUGGCUCGGCUUUCUGAGGUCCCUACUAGUCCUUUAUUCCCGUCUGAUCGCCAGAAGAACAGCAUGACUGAAGAUAGCUGGGCUGAUGAUAUUGCUGAUGAUCAUCUUCUGAGCACUGCAGCAAUGCCACUGAGGGUACCCAUUUCAAAGCCAAGAAAUUUGAGACAGCAAAGUGGCAGUUCCACAGCAAUGCAGAAGUCCUCAUUAGGUCUUCAGACUUGUGCUCCUGAUAAGCCCCUGGAAACUUUGUCUGUUUCUGAAGAUGCUUUGCCACCACAGUUUGCUGGGAAGACUCAGUCCCACCAGGAAGAAAAUGGGAAGAACCAGCGUGAAGGAAUGGGAGCGCAAGAGGCUUUUCUUGACUCAUGUCCCUCCAGAGAGUCCUUGUGUGCUACCCAACAAAAUAACAAUUUGUCAGCACCUGCCUGGGAAAGUUGUCCACUUCUGUAUGAAGAUGAAAUGGUGAAGCGCUUCUGUGAUCGUCUCUCACAAGGGCAUGUUACACAGAGGAGAAAACAUUCCGCUUGGUUUGCAGCCAGCACUCAGUCUUCAAAUGUUGAUAUCAUCCCACAUGUUGCUUCAACUCGGGCAACCUGGUGUGGUAUUACAGAGGAUAGCAGCAACUUCAGUGAGGACAACGUACAGCCACAACUCAAAUCUCCCAGCUCACUGGCUUCACCUACUGAAGCCACUGUUAGUCCCAAUAGAAGACUUCCAGUUAAAGAAGCUUUUUGUGAUCAGCUACAGGCUGAAGAAACUGGGUGUAGUGUUGAAGUAGAUUCCACCUCUAAUGAUGUCAUGGAGUCCAUUCCUGUAAAGAUUAGAAGUAAAGUUAAACGUAAAACUGAUGAGAUAAAGACUGUUAAAAAAACAAGUGCAGGAAGAAAGAAAACAAAUGUGAUUAAAACCAGUGCAAAAAAUGGUCCUGAUAUACCCCAAAGCAAGGAGAAAAACCAAAAUGCAGAGAAGCCUAUUUUGUCAGAAGUUGCAUUAUGGUCUAAUAGGUCAGAGGCUUCUGAUAUGGAGCAGAAGGCUUGUGUUGGAGCUUUGGACUUGAAAAAUAGAGGCUCUGGUGUGGUACAGUGUUCAUGUUCUCCUAAUAAGGUCAGUAUCAGAAGAACAUACAUAGUGAACCAACCACAGCUGAGUGAUCUUGGAAGUGGUGGCUUAGUGCAAGUUAAGAAAGAUGGAAUUGUUGAGCUCCAAAGCAUGGAGAGCAGCUUGUUAGAAAUACCAGGUCAUGCUGUCUCAAGUCAUGAAGAUCCCUCAGUUGAUUGCAGUCUGCAAAAUCUACUUUUGUUGAGGGAUGGGACUUCAAGUGUGCGUGCUUUACAGGAAGACUCAUCAAAUGUGACCACAAAGAGUAGCAGACGGAAAACCAAUAGAAAAACUAGAGUAAUUUGUCAAAUAAAUGACUUUGUGGGGAAUUUGCCGAGCAGCAUGGAAAAUAUACCCGAGGCCAAAGCUGAAGAGCAGUGUAAAAACAAUCAGACAAAGAGGAGGAAAACUGUCACAAAAAGCAGUUGUAGUGGUCAGAAACACGAAGGUGAUUUUGGGUCUUUUGCAGGUGUUCAAGGAAUAGCUGAGGAUGGCACAAGGAAUUCGCUAGAUAAACACAGAAAGAGGACUUAUGUUGUCUGUCCUUUGGAUCUUACAGAAAACUUGGAUUGUGUCCAGACAGAUUUUGAAAAGGAUAAAGUGGUACCAUCAACACAAUGUGCUCCUGGGAGCAAGGCUAGCAAAAUUCCCAGAGUUAAGAGGAUGGUAGCUGCUCAGAACAAUAAAAAACAAACAGGGCAUCCUCAAGAAAAUGAGCAAACUAAAGUUGUCAAUGCUGGUUCUUUGCAAAAAGAAAGCAGUUGCAAAUCAAGGCCUCGGAGGAAGAGAAAAACCUCUGCUUCUCCAGACACCAAUUCUGUAGCCAAGCAGAGUGAUGAUGGUGCCAGUGUCCUCCGUGAAAGUUCUAUGGAACUUGUAUCUAAGCAAACUGUGCUAAUUAAGAAAUAUUUCUCCCCUACCAAUCUGCUGUCUGAGCUGGGUGCUUCCCUAGAAGAGCAGAUAGCUGACAUAUCACUUUCAAAGAAACUUAUGGACCUUUCACAGAGCUUUGAGUCCUCCUCUGUGAUCUGUUCUGCAGAUUUGCCUGUCAGCUGUGGGCUCACAGAUCUGCCAGUUUCCAAAAGCUCAGAGGCUGAAGACAAAGGGACUACAGAAAAAUCCCCUCUUUGUCCAGAAAGGUCUCUGCUGUUUAAAGAAAGGACGGCACAAAAAGCAUCUGAAGAAAUAAACCAGGUUGCGUCAAGUUUUAAACAUUGUUCCCAGAGUUCACCUUCAAAGGAACCUGAGAUCAAGCCGCUACAGGAUUUGACCAAUGCCAGGACUCCAUCUCUCGUCCCCAGCUUGGAAGAAAUACCAGAACGCACAUCCAGACGGAGACCGGACCCAGCCUGCUACAGAGAGCCAAGUCUCAAGUGCAAACUGAGGCAGGGUGACCCGUUUACAAACACAGAGUUCCUCCACUGCUCUGUUAACAAAACAAAAAAGAAGAAAAGGCCCAAACCCAAGGAAUUGACCAAAAAUAUCAAAGAAGAACUUCUUCCUGUAGAACUUCCCACUGCCAACGCAAGCAAACUAACAGCAAUGGGAGAUGAGAAGCAAGAAGUGAUGUAGUUGAACACGUAGCCUGUAAGUUCCUGCUUCUGUGUCUUUACUAGGAUGUCUCUAAUGUUCUGUAUAGCUUUUUUUUUUAAAGUGUAAAUAAAGUCUCCUAUAUAUAGAUAAUAUAAAAACCCUGUGACAUCUAUCCCCUGACCUCUUUAGGCAGAGUGUUUAAUGUACAAGCUCCCUUUUACAAAGGGCUCCCCCAAGUCAGUCGGGAGUUACCUACUGAUGUUGUAGGGCCUUCCUGUUUUUGAGGGCUUGCCUUCCAGCUUGGGUCCUUCAAGAGCUGAGUGGCCAGCCCAGUGUUAUACCUACAUCUGCAUGGAGCUGCUAAUCUGUAUGUGCUAAAGUGUUCCUAUCAUUCACGAAAAUAUCAAGGGAAGUGAUAGCUUCAAAUUCUAGUGCACUACCUGAUGCUUACCAUCACAGGGCAACUGAUGGGCAACCAAAAGUCACAAUACAUUAAAACUUUGCUCUGAGAAGGGAGAGAAAUUAUUUCACAUUGACAUCAUGUUUCAAUUCUGGCCCAGCAUGCAGUGGAUUGUACUGAGAGGUACCUAGUUCUGUUUCUGAGGCAGAAUUUCACCAUUGCUCCUAAUCACAUAAAGGAAACAGACAAAGAAUGUUAGUUGGCUUUUAUUUUAGUCUAAACUGAAUUAUUCUUUAAAAAAAAAAGAAAAACCACAACAAAAAAAGGAUGGAAUAGUUCUUCACAGUCAAUAAGCUGACUUGCUGUAUCACAACAAGUGUAUGUAAUACCUCAGACAACUGGAGAAACAUUCUGCACCUUAAUGAAUUGCGCAGGAAGGGGCAGACAGAACAGUUCCUAUGAUUUGCAUUCAGUCAGGAAAAAUAUAUCUAAAUGCACAGCCUGCAUUUAGGAUACUGCUGCAGUUUCAUUAGGCUUUUAGCCUAUAGGAUUUGUUUGCAGCAUUUACUAAGUGCUUUUUCUCAGAUGCUAAUUUUGGCUUAGCAAAUUUCUUGUUAUCAGGGUACUGUGCUGUAGCUGGCACUGAAAAGUACAUUAAGAAAGGGGCUGUGGUAGAGCUGUUACAGUCCUGUGAGCUCACUUAUACUCAGUGGACAGUACUGGAGCAAUAAGGAUGUUUCUGAUUUCUCAGGUCUGCUGGCCAGUAAGUCACUGCUGGUUUGACCAGAGGUGUGACAUAGACUGACUUCCAGUUUGAGAAGAAAGAAAUCCUCAUAAAGUCAUGAGAGAGGAAUCUCAGGUUUGCUCAAAAUGACAUAAGGAAUCUAGGCCCACAAGGAGCUUGAAUAGUAUUACAUUCAGCUCCUUAGCAAAGUAAGACUUAAACUGGCAGCUCAAGAGAUUUAAAAAAAAAAAAA
Coturnix japonica (Japanese quail) is the source of this 4796-nucleotide messenger RNA. RefSeq lists its product as uncharacterized. Gene Ontology annotation, cellular component: chromosome, centromeric region; kinetochore. The record is from RefSeq and is a predicted model, not a curated record. Lineage: Eukaryota; Metazoa; Chordata; Aves; Galliformes; Phasianidae. Gene Ontology annotation, biological process: meiotic sister chromatid cohesion.